Messenger RNA from Aspergillus glaucus CBS 516.65, 1080 nucleotides. RefSeq lists its product as uncharacterized. NCBI's taxonomy places the organism in Eukaryota, Fungi, Ascomycota, Eurotiomycetes, Eurotiales, Aspergillaceae. The record is from RefSeq and is a predicted model, not a curated record. Bases 168 to 983 code for a protein of 271 amino acids. The transcript has 2 exons.
CCGACCAGAGGUGACGAGCAUGCCAGUUGUUGUCCUGGCCGCUGCUUUUCUGUCCCUGUCGCGCCUCUGAGGUGGUCCUGGUCGCUCUCUACUACCGAACAAUAACACAAUCGAUUGUUUUCAUCACGAUAUACGAGAAUAUAUUAUACUACGCUACUCUCCUGUCAAUGGCUACCUCGACUUUUGGUGUAGGGUGGUGUCGACCCAUCACGCUGUUGUUGUUACUAUGGACAACGUUCCUGCAUUUGACCUCCGCUCAACUAUGCACCUUUUGGGAUGGGGGCUGUGUUGAUCCCCUAGCCCAGACGGCCAUCUCGCUCGACUUGCCGCCACUCUUCCUCGAGGAUGUCAACCUAUAUUACGCCUACGAUGCUGAUCCCCAGGGUAAAGGUCAUGGUCCGAUGACCAAGGUUAGUUAUUGGCUGCGGUACGGUCGGGAGAUCAACAGUUCGGCCAUCACCACCAACCGCACAUCCGAACUAAGUCUUCGUGUCGGUAACUUGACGGGCACGCCUUCUGGAAACAACAACGGAUGUGAUGGUAUUUGGGGUCCUCGUUGUUCGAGGGAUCUGAAGAAUUUGUUGAGUGGUGCUGUAUAUGAGCUGGCGACCGAGGGCGAAUACAAUUCGAAUCCUUUGCAGACGGUGCUUAACCAAAUGCACUCAACUCCGCCUUUGUUGGAAAACUGUCCGCCUCAGUUCUUUGAUGUUCAGUCGGCUCCGGUAAUUCGAUUCGCUCAAGAAUCGAAGCCUGAACGUACCGCUACCAUCCAAACAGCUGGGUCCAACACCAGUCCGUGGAAAACAUGGUAUAUCGACCGUAUGAGUGCCCGUCAGCAGGCCGAACAGGUUGCCGUCGCCAUCUUCAGUCGCAGUCCAUCCGAUGACAGCCCACCACCCUCCAGUAAAGACGAUAUACAAAUUGAACUGGCUUGUCUUCAAGCCCCAUCCGGAAAUACAUUCAACGAAGAUCCAGACUCUUAACCGACUUAAUUCCAUCUUUCCAUCGAAUGAAUCUAUCGAAAUCGCUAUAUCGCGACGCGAGCAGCUUCUGCACCUUGGACCUUGUUACCAAGCAUAG